AUGGCUCCAGAAGAUUCUUUUUCUUCAGCUCCGUUAUCUAUCUCUCAAGUUGUGACUCUCAAACUUACAGAGUCCAACUAUCUUCAAUGGAAAAAUCAGUUCGAGUCUUUCCUUUCUCCUCAAAUGUUACUUGGUUACGUUAAAGGUUUGAUUCCUCGUCCAGCGUCAACACGGUCAGUCACUGGUGUAGAAGGAGUCACUGAAGAACCAAAUCCAGAGUUUCUCAAAUGGGUUCGCAAUGAUCAACUGGUCAUGGCAUGGACGUGGAUCUUGGGGUCUCUUUCUGAAGCAGCCAUCAGAGUCGUCUACGGUCUGCAGUCUGCUCAAGAGGUAUGGUCUGCCCUCGCUAAGAAUUUUAAUAGGGUGUCCACCUCUAGGAAGUUUGAACUGCAGAAUAAGUUGGGAGCUUGUCUUAAGUCUGGUAGAUCUAUGGAGGACUACCUUAGUGAGCUCAAACAAGUGUUUGAUCAACUUGAUUCAAUAGGUUUUCUUAUGAGUGAUUUGGAAAAAAUUCAUGGCUUACUGUUUGGUCUUGCUAAGGAAUAA
Camelina sativa (false flax) is the source of this 546-nucleotide messenger RNA. The record is from RefSeq and is a predicted model, not a curated record. Lineage: Eukaryota; Viridiplantae; Streptophyta; Magnoliopsida; Brassicales; Brassicaceae.